Trichoderma aggressivum f. europaeum is the source of this 1932-nucleotide messenger RNA. RefSeq names its product transcriptional regulator family: Fungal Specific TF. Gene Ontology annotation, cellular component: nucleus. The record is from RefSeq and is a predicted model, not a curated record. The transcript is spliced from 5 exons. Gene Ontology annotation, biological process: positive regulation of transcription by RNA polymerase II. The coding region runs from base 1 to 1932 and encodes 643 amino acids. Gene Ontology annotation, molecular function: DNA-binding transcription factor activity; transcription cis-regulatory region binding. Lineage: Eukaryota; Fungi; Ascomycota; Sordariomycetes; Hypocreales; Hypocreaceae.
AUGGGUAACAUCCUCCUCCACCCGCCACCAACACCUCGCACGGCCGUCGUUGCUGCGAACGGCAAUGUCCCCCGGAUCAGCGUGUCAACGAUGCAGGCAGCGACACAUCAAGGCCCUAACUGGCAGCACCAGUGUGAUGCGACAAGGCCCAACUGCAAGCAGUGUGUGUCUAGUAAACACGAGUGUCCGGGAUACCCUGAGGAUUGGAAGUUCAUCAACAAUGGCGCCAAGCCGCCUCGCAAGCGACAGAAGAGGCAAUCCAUCCGAGAAGCCAAGGCACAUGAGGCAAAGCCAUCUACAGGGACACUCACCGAGACAAAUGAAGACGCUAUAGAGAUCCGUCGCACCAACACGGUGUCGGCCAGCCAGAGAUCAGAGCAUUUGGAUAUCUCGCCGUUGGAUUUCCGCAAAGCUUCUGAUGCCGCCCUGCAGAGCCUGGACUCCUCUAUACCCCUCCAAGUUGAAUUGGACUUCGAUCUCGUCGAUAAUCAUGUCAAUGAAACGAGUGUAGUUGGCCUGCAGCCCGGUCACUUCGGGGCUCCUUUACCCGCCCCUGAGGAAUCCCCAGGAUUGAUGUCUUCUGGAUCAACUGGCGAAUUUGAGAUGGGGCUUGCUGCCCUAGCCUCGGAGUUUAUGCUUGAGAGCGAACAGGAGAUUGUCUUCCUCCUCCGGCACUAUACAGACAACCUGGCUCCAUGGUUAGACAUAUUUGGAGACAAAUGCUUCUUUCAGACUUGUAUCCCUCGCCUGGCUGGGACUCACCCUGUGCUGAAAUAUGCAAUAGCGGCACUUGCUGCUAAGCAUUUGAGCAAUCUGGGCGGCUUCCGAGCCACCAACUGCGGCCCCAUGAGCACAUUGGCCUUGACGGAGCUUUAUCCCAGUGCAAGCAAUGUUGACUGGGCCUUCAAAGCUGCCAGCUACUACCAUCAAGCGGCUACACACUCGCAGCGCCCGUCUCCGCUUUACACUACCGAAGCUGGUUUGAUAUUGACGGAUGUUGCAGUGGCGAGUAAUGCCAUCUUGACCGUUUAUGAAAUGAUUGAUUCGAAUUAUGAUGAAUUUUACACGCGGACCCGUGAGAUAAAGAGCCAGUUAGUAAGAUACCCCAACGAUGGCUCAAUAUCACAACAGGUGUUCACACCAUUCAAAUUUCACGGCAGCCCGGCGGCUUUGGCUAGCUACUGGUACUGCAUGCCACACGAUCUCCUUAACUCGUAUGAUCAAAAAAGGACAUCGCUGCUAGACUGUGAAACCCCGUAUACCGGGCUGGGAGGCUCCGACGAUGGGUUUAUCCUCAAUGAGCCUCCAUCCAUGACGAAGACGCCCUGGGUGCAACUGUUCAUAUUGAUAACUCAGAUCGUUGACAAAUUCGCCACGAAUCCUGGCCGGCGUGAUCAUGGGACCAAGGAUGUGGACCGGAAUAGCAGCUGGGACUAUCUCUGGAACGCCUUGGAUCGGUGGCACGCCCAACUCGAUAUACAAUUUGAGCCAUAUUCUCACUAUAAGCUUUCUAGCCAUCUAACACUCUCACAAGGCCUGGUGGAGCCGGUUUUCGACGAGAUACUCUUUCCAUCACCAGUGUCCGCAGCGACGCUGUCAUACUAUCACUUUGCUCGCAUCCUUUUACUCCUCGCUAAACCGACUGACCAAUCAAACCCCCAGGCCAUGCUGCUUUAUUACCGAGAGAUAUUGACGGACAUAGAAGACCAUUGCACAAAGAUAUGCGGGAUUGCAGCUGGCCGACCAGGUCCUGCCGCCCGGAUACACUCAGUGCAGCCACUCUUCCUGGCUGGACAAUGCUUGGUGGAGCCACGAUUACGGACGGCUGUUGUACAGCUCCUACAAGAUGUUGAGGCAGAUACCGGAUGGCCAACAGCAAGCCAUAUAAGCAGGCUUCAUCAGGGAUGGAACAGGAAUACUCGGACCAAUUGA